Messenger RNA from Klebsormidium nitens, 975 nucleotides. Lineage: Eukaryota; Viridiplantae; Streptophyta; Klebsormidiophyceae; Klebsormidiales; Klebsormidiaceae. The record is from the annotation of a GenBank genome assembly.
AUGGACUCGACCGCUUACGAGAAAGUAUACCUCUACGGGCAGCUGAUAUACCACGCCCGCAAGCAUGGGCAGCAUACAAGUUUGCUCGAGCGGAUUGCCUUCUACCAUGUGGUUCUCAAAAGGCAUGUGCGCUUUGAGUCAGUGGAGGAGAUGAAUCUGGUGACAGGCGGUUUUGCCAUCGCCAAGAAGAGCGUCGAGGGGUUCUGGGCAACGAUCUCGGAGCCCAUAGCUUUAACCGCAAUCGUCAACUUUCUGACUCACGAGAUGAAGUGGACGCCGGAGAAGUAUGCGAGGCAGCAGAUGGCCAUUUCUUCCUUCAACCACUCUAUGAUGGGCCAGUGGUGGGAGUUUGUGGCAGCCAGGUUCCUUCCCCCCCUCUUUGAGACCGACCGCCCACUCGGCGAGACUCCCCUCUUUUCAAAUCUGAAGGGUCUUCCCAGCUGCUUCUAUCAGGGGACUGCCCACGUCGUUGCAGUUUCCAAGGUACAAGACGGGCUUCUGCAAUUCAAGUUCCUGGGCGACCGGUCUGAUUGCCUCAUGGGGAUGGCCAUCGCCAACCCCGGGUAUACGCUGCUAGACUUCCUCGAGGAUCCUAAGCAAAAUGUUCUCUUCUUCCCCGAGGACAUGGCGGGGCCCGAUCUCGUGUUCUUCCUCUCCGUUGCGGGGCUGUUGUACUUGGUCUUUGUGCAAGUAAAGCUGCGGAAGACGUUGGGCGACCGCUUCUCAGUCGUCGCUUCUCUGGAUCCUUCGCAAGCCUACCGAGGGAAGGCAAACCGAAAAGCGCUGAGGGCUAAGGUGGAGGCGGCGCUUCAGCCGGGCAGAGGGGUGACUGGUGUGAUCUCCGUGUUUCUCGGAUACCCUCUCUGUACCACACUCCCCGAGGGGGUCGAGCUCAGCGCAAAGCCAAAAGGCAGCUCGAAGGCAAGAGCAAAGAAGGGGACGGAAGGGAAAAAUCUGCUUAAACCAAAGAUCUAG